This is a messenger RNA of Coniosporium apollinis CBS 100218, 795 nucleotides long. RefSeq lists its product as uncharacterized. The coding region runs from base 1 to 795 and encodes 264 amino acids. The transcript has a single exon. NCBI's taxonomy places the organism in Eukaryota, Fungi, Ascomycota, Dothideomycetes. The record is from RefSeq and is a predicted model, not a curated record.
AUGGAGCCUGCCUCCCUCGCUACUGGUAUCGUCGCGCUCGCCGGCCUGUUCAACAACGCCAUCGACUGCUUUGAAUACGUCCAGCUUGGCCGGAGCUUUGGCAAGAACUUCCAGACCAGUCUGCUGAAGCUGGACAGUGCACGCCUGCGGCUAUCGCGAUGGGGCGAAGCUGUAGGACUGAGUGGAGACCUGAGCGACGUGCGAUCAUUGCAGCAGACGUUACGUUCAGCACAGGACGUGGCUAAAGCUGACGCAAUACUGGGCCAAGUCCUAGACUUGUUCGCCGAUGCAGAAGGAGUUUCCGUCAAGUUCAAGAGCCGAGCCAAGCCUGGCGACCAGAGCCUGCUAGUGUACGACUCUCGAACCGAGCUGGAACCGGUCACAGCAUCCCUUCAUGAAAGGAUGCGUGAACUGUCCUUGAAACGCCAGAGUCGGACCGGGCUGCGACAGAAAGCCAAGUGGGCGAUGUACGAGGAGAAGCAGUUCAGAAGACUGAUCGAGGACAUCACCGAACUGGUCGACAACCUGGUAGAGCUCUUCCCAGCUGCUCAGGCAUCUCAGCGGCGUCUCUGCGAGGUUGAGGUGUCCGAGAUCGGGGCAGAGGAGAGUCUUCCGGUCUUGAAGGAGAUCGUCGCCAAUCAGGACAGAUAUCUGGAAGCUGCUGUGUCGAAGGCUCUUGAAAGCCGCAAGGGCGGUUCGCCCAACGUAGUUUUCUCAGGAAACAACAACUCGGGCUUUCAGUCUGCAAUCAACUACGGCACCAUCAACUCGCGCUGGGGAGCAGGCGCCAAAUAG